UCUUAUGACAUCACCGAAAUCAAAACGAGGUUUAGUUCGCGAAAAGUUGUCAAAACAAUUUAUUUUUUAUUUUCUUGAUGUUUAUGGUCUAUAGAGCAUUAGAAUGUAUCUCAUGUCCAUUCUACCUACAUAAUAUAUUUCAGCCAUUGACUUGAACAAGAUUUGAAAGAUGUCAAGUUCUGGAAGCCCAGACCCAUCUUUGUUAGAUGAGAAUGUGAAGCCAGGAGAGUAUGUUCUUCAGACAUUGUUCCUCGAGUUUUGUAACCUCUCGGAGAAGAAGAUAGAGCUUGUACUUGCAGAACCAUUGGAGAAAUUAUUGACAAAAUCCUUACAAAAGGGAGAUGAUCAACAGUUUGAUCAGUUGCUGAAUGCUUUGGGUAAUGUGGCCGAGCAGAGUUUACCAUCGUUGUUGCAAAGUCUGUUCCGAUGGUAUGAACGUCAGUUGAUGCUGGAUGAAGGUGGGCAUGCAGAGCCAAGACUGAGACACAGAAGUAAAGGGAGUAAAGAUUACCUAUGUGAGAGAAGAGAUCUGGCUGUUGAGUUUGUAUAUUGUUUGGUUCUGGUAGAAGUUUUAACAAAGUUGUCCUACCAUCCUGGACAUGAUGAUUUGGUGGGAAAGAUUAUCAGUCAGGCUUUCAAACAUUUCAAGUAUAAAGAUGGUUUCAGUGACACAGACAAAAGAUUACAGACCAAUCCAAAUGCUGCCAAUAUCAACAUAAUAGCUGACCUGUAUGCUGAAGUUAUAGGUGUUCUAGCAUUGUCAAGGUUUGCACCGGUACGGAAGACAUUUUUGCUGGAGUUAAGAGAGUUGAAGCUAAGAGAUCAGACUCCGUACACAGCACAGAGCAUCAUCAGUCUACUUAUGGGUCUCAAGUUCUUCAGGGUCAAGAUGCACCCAAUAGAAGACUUUGAGCAGUGUGUACAGUUUCUUCAUGAGCUUGGUCACUACUUUCUAGAUGUCAAGGACAGAGAUAUCAAACAUGCCCUGGCCAGUUUAUUUGUAGAAAUUCUUCUACCAGUUGCUUCAACUGCUAAACAUGAGGUGAAUGUACCAGUUCUGAAGAAUCUGGUGGAGAUGAUGUAUACACCAUGUGUAGAUCUUACAAUGAAGAGAAAACAUUCACAGUCGAUGUUUCCACUGGUAACCUGCAUGUUGUGUGUGAGCCAGAAACCAUUUUUUCUGAACAACUGGCCGUAUUUUCUCACAAAUUGUCUCUCUCAACUGAAGAACAGGGACCCAAAGUUGUCAAGGGUAGCUCUUGAAUCUCUGUCCAGACUUGUUUGGGUGUACAUGGUGAGGAUAAAAUGUGAGAGUAACCAGGUAACGACCAGUAGACUACAGAGUGUCAUCAGCAGCUUGUUCCCCAAGGGCCAGAAAGUGGUCACACCUAAAGAUAUGCCACUCAACAUCUUUGUGAAAAUUAUACAGUUCAUAGCUACCGAGCGUUUAGAUUUUGCCAUGAAAGAGAUUAUAUUUGACUUGUUGAGUGUUGGAAAGAAGUCCAAUUUUCUCACUCCAGAGAGAAUGAGUAUAGGCCUGAGAGCUUUCCUGGUAGUUGCAGACAGUCUGCAGCAGUGUGAUGGUGACCCACCAAUGCCACAAUCCAAUACUGUGUACCCUUCUGGAGCCACUGUACGUGUCAAGAAAACCUUCCUGAACAAGAUGUUAACAGAAGAUAUGGCGAAACAUAUCGGGUUGUCCCAGUAUGUUCCAUAUCUGCUGAAGACAUUUGACUCGAUGUUACGAACUUUGGAUUUGAAUGUUGGUCGACCUUUGUUGCUUACAAAACCUGAAAAUGUUAACAAGGAGCCAGAGGAAGUAAUUACAGGGGAAAAGAAACCCAAGAUGGAUCUGUUUCGUACAUGUAUAGCUGCCAUACCCAGGUUGAUCCCAGACGGUCUCAGCAAGUCUGAGCUGGUGGAAUUGGUGACAAGACUUACUGUACACUUUGAUGAAGAACUCAGAGGAUUGGCAUUUCAAGCCUUACAGAAUCUCAUGCAGGAAUCUGACGUGUGGAAAGAACAUGUGGUCAGAGGUUUUGUGCAGUUUAUACAGAAGGAAAUUAGUGACACCAAUAUACAGCAGAGUCAGCAGCUGGACAGUGCCCUACGUCUGUUGAUGCAGCUUAUAUCCAAAUACAAUAUCCAGAAGUAUGUUGGUAUAUCAGGGAGCUUGCUAGCCUUGCAUGAAGUUGAAGGUCUCGCCCUUGUGAUGUUGUGUAAUCAUCGAGUUGUCACAAGAAAGCUUGCGGCUCAUCUACUGAAGGAAGUGAAGCAGAUUUUCUCCUCUGUGCCUGCUCUCUCUUCAGAACAUGUUGUGUGUACAAGCCUGUUGGAGGCCAUGGAUCAGGCCUGUCCUGCUGUAAUAGAGAGAUUACUUCCAUCUCUGGUGCCAUCUGAAAGGACGUUUAUCCUGAACUGUUCAAGUGUUGACCUUCAGUGGUUACUAGAGAGGUCAGCCACUGUUUGGAGCAGUUCCCAUGAUGACAAGGAGGAGCCUCGGUCUGAGUCCAAUUUCUCAAAGGUUGAUCCAUGGAUGCAGUGUAUUGCCAUGUUUGUCUCCAAGGACUUUGCAAUGACCAGUUGUCAGCUUGCAAUAGCUCAUGCCUGGCCUAUAGUAUAUACCAGACUCAAUGCUUUGUAUACAUUGUUAGACCCUGGUAACAUGAUCAACGAGAAUCGGGCAUCGUCAUUUAUCCGGUCAGGAAGUAAGAAGGCACCUACAGAGAAAGAUCAUCAUAUGCAGCUGUGGCAGAAUUAUGUCAUCUUGGCGUGUAGUGUGGCACAGAAUACACCUAUCACAGAUAUUGUAAAUAGGAUUGUCCUUCCUGAACCAAGCACAUUAACUGAAGAGAAGGCAGACAAGAACUCCAAUGUUUGCAGCAUGUUUAAACAGCUGGUUCCUCUGAUCAGAUGUGAGAGCGCCGACAUGAGGGAUACCAUCGUAAAUGGUCUCGGAUAUACAAAUCCUGUAGUGUUCAAGGAGUUAAUGGAAGAGUUAGUUCCCUUGUUGAAAGAAGCUAUAGAACGUAAGGCAGAGAACAUCAAGAGGCGAAGAAAGCGUGAUGUGUUCCGUGUUCAGCUGGCACACAUAUUUGAACUGAUGGCAGAGCAUAAAACAUUUGCACAAAGUGAGUCAGCAGUAAUAGAUGACAACCAUUGUUUGACAAAACCAUUUGUGGAGUAUAUAGAUGGUGCUAGGAUCUACCUGGAAGGAGAGAGUGAUCGUGACUUGCCCACAUUACAAGAUAUACGACUGCAUUUCAGCAAGUUUGUUAGGCAUCUCAUCUGUAACACACCAGUUGAGUACAAGCCAUCUUUACUGACACGAGAGUUGAGAUACAGUCUGUUUGAUUUGUUUGCAAGUUGGAGUGGAAAGUUCAGUCAUACAUCUAGUGCAAUAGACAGAAGGUUAACAAAAGAUGACGGUUGUACGGAGCUUGAACUGGCAGCUGUUAGGGCCAUGUCAGCAGUUGUGUGCUGUGGUCCCGUGUUUGACACCAAUGGAAUUAACGAUGAUGGAUACAUAUACCACUGGUUGGAUACAUUACUCAGCUCUCAUGAUGACAGAGAUAGAACUUUGCGAUCCAAGAUCUAUGAGUUAGCAAAAGAAACAGUUGUUCUGUUGCUGGAUUUUAACUCUGACAACCAGGGCUUGCUGGAUUGGGUGAUUGACAGAUGUUAUACGGGAACUAAUGAAGUCUCUGACGGAUGCUUUAAUGCUUUGGCUGCUGUUUUCCAAGCAAGAGAGUAUCCCUGUGAUCAUGUAGCCAUGUUGAAUCUUGCCAUUCUAAAUGUUGGAAACCCACGAAUGCCAACACAUGAGACCGCCGUGCAAUUACUUCACCUGCUGGACCGGCGUUUCUUCCAGGAGGAGUCGGUCCUCCGUGACAACAGUGAGCAGCACCAGCCCCUGAAUGAUGUGUUUCUGUCAGUAUCUUACUGCAAAUCUCAGAUGUUUAUGUCUGACCAGUUGGCCAGACUUCACCCGGAUCUCACCAUGCCUAUAUUUUCAGAGAUAACCCACAGAUUUCAGACUGCUAAACCAGCUGUGAGGCAGACAUUACUGAAAUACUUGUUGCCAUGGUUACAUAAUAUGGAACUAGUUGACCCUUCCCUGCCACAAAGUAACCCACUGAGUACAUUCUUGGUCCGUCUCCAUGACAACUACACAGAAACUUUCAAGCCUCCAUUGAAAGGAGAGGGCUGGGGCUCUCAGGAGGCUACAAAGAUGGUGCUCAACAAUCUCUUCUAUAUUACUGUUAAAUUUGGAGAUGAUCAUCCCCAGGAGUUGGAAGCACUGUGGGCAGCGUUAGUUCUCUGCUGGCCAAACAAUAUACGUGUUGUAAUGCAUUACCUUGUCAUACUGAUAAACAUGGCAGCUACUGAGCUUCUGUCACACGCAAAGCGAGUGGUUGGUUACAUAGGACGUGCACGCCCAGAGCGACUCGUUGAUGAACUUAUGGCUGAAUUACAAACUGUUGAGACAUUAAAUUUGAACAUUGAAAGAACCCAGACACCACCGUUCUUCCGUCUGUCUGUUAUCAGAAGACCAACAAUUGUACCAAACACAACAGACGAUGAGAAAUUGGAGAGCCAUGUGGCCAAUUUGGCACUAGAGAAGGGGACUUUACAUACAAAACGGCACAGUGCAAACCCAGAUGAUGUUCUUUCAGAAACGACACCAAGGACAGAUUCUGCUCAGGAAAGUGACUCUAGUCUGGAAUCAGAGGAUGAGAUGUCACUUCCCUCUCCAAUACGAGGUAGCUCUGAACAACGAAGAAAUGAGGCCAAUGCCCCAUACCCACUACCUAUGCCGGCCUACGGUGGAUAUUUUGCCCCACUGUCGGAGUAUCUGCCUGAUAGCCUUCAUCCCUCAGCAGGAUUCCACAGGAGCAAUAUAGCAAUCAUGGUUAUGUCAGAUCUGGUGUUGGAUGGCUUGGAGAUAGAUUGGUCUGCCCAUCUUCCAUUGAUGUUACAUGUUAUAUUUCUGGGUUUGGACCACAAUAAGGAGCUGGUGUAUGAACAUUGUAAGAAGUUACUGUUGAAUCUCAUGUUACUGGCAGCCAAUCAGGAUUGUCCUGAGGUUGCUAGGCUCUUGCUUAGUUACCAGACAAACCUUGACGAUACUCUACAACUUAUAAAUGAGAGUAAAGAUUCUACAACCUCUGAACACAAUAAUUCAAGUACAGAGGAGCCCCAUGAACCUCGUCCUAUUUUCCGAGUGGACAGUUCUACGACGUUGAUGCCAGGUACUCCGGGUACCCCACCCACUCCAGAACAACCAUCGACAGAGUCAGUAACAGAAUCAACAGAUCCAGAUACUCUGAACUCAGUUCUUGAUAUUGUUAAAGUGGUGCUAGAAAUUAUGAGUAAAAGGAGAGGUCGACCAUUAUGGUGCUAUGAGGAUAUCACUCCUAAAACACUUGUUACCCAGAGUGCUGAGCAACUUGAAAAUCUUCUCCGAUUUAUUGUGAAGUUCUUCAAAUACUUGUCACCACUAGCUCUGGUAGAACAACGCUGGUCACAGGUGGCCAUGCAGCUGGCCCUGUCGUGUUCAUCCAGGCAUUAUGCUGGAAGGUCAUUCCAGGUCCUGAGAGCUUUGCACAUAAGACCUUCAUCUCAGAUGCUGGCUGAUAUACUGUCUAGGUUGGUAGAGACAGUGGCAGAGCAAGGGGAAGAUAUGCAGGGCUAUGUGACAGAAAUAAUUCUCACCCUGGAGGCAGUAGUUGAUAAUGUUGACCUUGAGAUCCGACCUAUUGAUUUCAUGCGUGAUAUUUUUAUGUCCACACCAAAUUUGGCACAAAGCCAGGUUGGAGCAGAGUCAAGACGAGGCGUAUUGAUGGCCCCUAAACAACAGCCUUAUCAACAGCAACAUAUGCGCAGUAUUAGUUACGCUGUACAAGGAGUGGCUAGUAAAGUAUCGGGCAUUACAGAUGCUAGAAACAGAAGUGGUACAGACUUGGAAAUGCGACUUAAAUCAAACGUGCCCAGAUCUCGUAGUGAAAAAACAUUGAAGAAUUCUGAGCAAGGUAUGGAGGACAAACUGACAAUCAUGACACAGAUGUUCUGGAUUGCUGUGUCACUCCUAGAAUCUGAUUAUGAGUACGAGUUCUUGUUGGCAACAAAACUAUUAGACAAAAUCUUACAGCAUUUACAGCCAGACAGACCAGACUGUAGAGAGAAACUGGAAAAAAUUCAGCAACAAAUUAAAUGGACCAACUUCCCUGGUGUACAAACACUGCUCUUAAAGGGUUGUACAUCACAAAUAACAGCAGAAUGUACAUGGCAGCUACUGACAAGGUUGACAGUGUGUAUUAAUUCUUCUGUCGUAGACCCUACUGGAAGUCAUGGUUUCCCAAUGAAUGUGAUAGCUCUGUUGCCGUAUUUGGUACAUCAUUAUGAAAACCCUUCACAGCUGUGUAGAGAUUCUGCAGACCAUAUUUCACAGAUCUGUGCACAGAAGUCCGAUAGGUUGAAUAAUCUAGGCACAGUUAUGUCCCUAUACAGUAGAGGAACUUUUGGAAAAGAUAGUUUCCAGUGGACCAAGUGUGUGGUGAAAUAUCUGCAUGAUGUUUAUGUGCAGGCCAGUGUAUCUAUGGUCUCUUUUCUGGUGGAGGUAUUGGAGAAGGGACCUCACAGUUACCAGCUUGCGGUAUUACAGAUUUUACAUUGUAUGGUACAUUACAUCGAUUUAAAUACUCAGCCAUCUGUUGUUCUAAACCAGGAAUUGUUCUAUACAGUCUCAAAACACGUUCAGGGUCCACAUUGGAAAGAAGCAAUCAAGAUCUUAAAACUGGCAGUGGCGAGAUCUUCCACUCUGACUGCAGCAGCUUCCAGUACUUCAGAACAGACCUAUGCUCUACAUAGAUCCCUGGCUGAAAUCGACGUAUUGCAUAAAAAGGAGUUGCCAGGAAGGACCCUGGAUUUCAGUGUGGAUCUUUCAAGCACUUCUAUCAUUGGUCGAAAAUAUUUAAAUCAAGAAUUGCAUGGUACCCCUCACAGUGACGCCACAACACCAAGUAACCAGUCCUCACUAAGUAGGAAGGGAUCCGGUAAUGAGGCUGAUACCUGCUGGAAGAAACCCCAAAACUCACAGGCUAGAACAAGAGAAAGAUUGACAGAACUGCUGGCUUGUUAUGGUCAGAAAAGGUUACCAAAGAGUCCAUCUGAACUCUCCCUAAUGAAGGUUAUAUUUAGCCAAUCAAGUGAUACCCUGGAUCAUCAGCAGAGUAUUGCGUCUAGUGGCGAGGAUUCAAUACCUGACAUUGCUCAGUCCUCUGAUGGUAUAUACAGUGUAGACAGUAAUGGUCUGGACAUGGUGAAGAUGACAAUCAAGAACUUCGACUUUCUUGGGGAGUACGAGGCCGAGUAUGAUUACCAAACUAACUUGCAUGACAAUGAUUAUUUCACCUCAUUUGAUCAUAGCAGACGGCAGUCUCUCAAUGACUCACCGGACCCUGACCAUUCACGACACAGGUCCUCGCAGUUUGGCAGCACGCCAGAUCUGAACCUGAUUGGCAAGUUGUCGCUGACUGAGAUCCCAGGUCAUGGUGUAUCAACAGAGAGUAUAAAUAUUGACAGAGAGACAUUGUCAGGAAGGGAGUCUGUUUCAUCGACACCUGAGGAGCCCCAUCAUAGAAGUGUAACACCAUGUGCAAGCAGUGUAAUUGUUAUACAGAAUCCUGGACUGAUGGAGGAACAAGAAAAUAGUCCCUUAACUGAAUCUGUACACAGUGUUGACAGUAUCUGCAGUGAUGAUCCAGACUUGGUUGACCUUGGAGCUAGUGCUUCCUCAGUAACAUUCCCAAACUUUCUCAUCAGUUAUGUGUACUUGAUGAACCAAGGUGAGGAGGUGGAUGAAAUGUGGAAACAACAUGUGUCAAAGGUCAUCUCCGAGUCAUCUGUUACCAAUACAGUCUAUACGUCACAGAUCUUUCCCAGGCUGUACAGAGAGCUUAGGAGAAGACUUGCAACAUUAACAAAAGAUGCAGUGUAUUACAUUUCCAAAACAGAGGGACUGAAAAACAUUGGUGCACAGCUGUUGCAGACACUGGAUACAAUGUUCACACAUCUAGAAUGUCCUUAUUUUUUCAUUGAAACUGAUGUGUUGGUUGGAAGUAGAGUGGUUGAUAGGCACAAGUACUGCUUGUUAGAGAUGCAGGAAUGUUUUGAGACCUACUGUACAACGAAGGACCAAGCUGAACAGAGUUUGGAGGAAAUCAAAGUUUCUAUCAAACAACAGUCUCUAGGUGAUGGUGGAAGCUUUCCAAUAAAGUGUAGUGAUGAACAGAAAUUGGACCUUUGUCAGAAGCUGUAUAAGCUAAUCUUUCAGCUUGUUAUGUUGUUUGAAAGUUUCAUUAAACUUUUAGACUGUUUCAAGCUUGUUCAGACAGCUUCUCAGGUGAAUGACAUUUCUGGACAAGUGGAGAACAUUAAAGGGGAAGUAACUGCAGCAAUGUCUGAGCUAGAAAAUGGCCAGGCAUCACCAUUGAAUGUUGACUCACCAAAGACAAUCACAAAACAAGAUGCAUUCUCCAGUCUUUCUGAGUAUAUCAAAAGCCAGCAAUACCAGAAAGCUGUACAGCUAGUCAGGUCUUUCAGAACAAUGUGGCCAGGUGACAUGUUUGGACAAACACAAGACGAUGAUGUGGUAACCUUGCUCAAUGUGUUCUGUAUAGAAAUGGCAGAAAAGAAAACAGGUGUAUUUGUAUUGACAAAGGUUGAGUUCGAUAUUGGUUUGUUAUACAGCCAGUUAUUGGACAUUAAUCAACAGAUUAGGAACUGGACUAUACCUUCUCCACAACAAUCAUGUGCAGAAAGUAAUGAACUUGAUCUGUUGGACUCCAGUACAUUGUAAUAGAUUGAAAAAUGUGAAUCUGACAGUAAUUUAUUGGACCCCAGUACAUUAUAGUGGGAUGAAAAACAAAAACAUUAUAGUGGGGUGAAUAAAGUAAACCUGACGGUAAUUUACUGGACUCUAGUACAUUAUAGUAGAGGGAAUAAUUUGAACCUGACAGUAAUUGGACUCCAGUACAUCUUAAAAGAGUGGUCAUUGUGAACCUGACAGUAAUUUGUUGGAUUCCAGUAUGUUUUAUUAGAGCAAAUAAUGUGAACUAGACAGCAAUCUGAAGGAUACCAAUAUAUUGUAAUAGAGUAAAUAAUGCCACUUAGACAGUUAUUUGUUGGAUUCAAGUGAAUUAAUGUAACAAGAAUAAAAAUGCCAUUUUGAUAGUGGUUUUGAACAGCAUAUUGGGAGGAAAUAUUGCAAUUUGUAUGGUCUAUUUGAACUUAACACUCUGAGAAAAGUUGUUUAUCUGACUUUAACACAGUAAAUUUGGAGGGAAUUUUAAAACUGACAAAAGUAUUGUGAACUUGACAGUAGAUUUUAAGGGUACAUGAUCAAUGGUUUUGACAGUGUAAUUGGCAGAAAAUGUUGAAUAUCACACAAAAUAUUUGAACAAGAUGAUUGAUUGAUUGUGUAUCACAUGAAUAAUAUGAAUUAAAUAGAAAAUUAGAAGGAACACAUAUUGCUGUGACCUUGACCAUAGAUUUAGAGGAAAAUACUGUACAUACUACAUUUCUAAAGGUCAAAUACAAGAUAUUUGAUCAUUUUUGUGGCUUAAAAGGGCCCAAAGUCUACAUGCUUAGGCAGAAAAUAGCAGUGUAUACUGUACUGUCUGAUGGUAGUGUUGUGUAAGAGCAAAAGCCUGAUCUCCUGGAAUUUCCUUACUUGUAGAUCUAUCACCUGCACAGUACAUACAGUAGUUGAUCUUGAUAGUAGGUUUUGAGGAAACUAGAGAAGUAUAGUUAGGUGUUGAACAGCAAAAGAAUAAAAACUGUCAAAGAUAAACAGUUGUCAGGUAAUGGUGUAAUAGCCAAUGAAAGUACUAUGUGUAUAUCACUGCGGAAAAAGCAGUCUGGAAUCAGUCUAUUCAAGCAAAACAUUUUCAAACAGCCUUUUAUUUUGCACAGACUGGUUUACAAAUGUGUCCACUUGUAACAUUAGAGCUGUCACAUUUUCACUGUUUAUAGCACAAAAUCAGGGUACCAAUAUCAAGUAUAACUAAUAAGCCCUCACAGGACAGGCUUAUAUUUCAGAAAUAUGUUUUGAUACAGAUUUCAUAGAAAACAAAGUCAUGCCAGUUUUUUGUGUAAGAAGUGCCAAAAGUGUAUUGUUUGUUCUUGUUACUUCUGUUACAAAGGUUGUAGUAUCUGUUAGUGAAAUCAUGUGGUGUUUGUUUGUUUGUAAAAUAUAUUUUAGAGAAGACUCCUGGUCAGUGUUUUUAGAUGCAGAAUUUUGUUGUUUGACAAGAGUAAUUCAAGGGAUAUGUAAUAUCUCUAAUUAUACUCUUGUCAAAUUCCUGUAGAAUAAGAUAUUUUCACAAUUUUUUUUACAGACUGGUCCCAUUCGUGAAAAUAAAUAUAUGUGAAAGUGGCUUUGUUAUAAAUUGUCUUGUGUGUUUCACAAAUUUGUGAAUAUUCUGCCAUGCAUACUAAUGCCAGUAUUUGAAGUAGUGAACUUUUAGCAUUACACAAUUGUCUGAUUUUAAAGUAGUAAAAGCUGCUUAAAUUAUUCUUUAAGAUUUAUAUAAUAUACAGUUUUGUAAAGCUGAAGUAUUUGCUGGCAGUAUUACAUGAGAUUUAUGUUUGUGAUUUUCUUUUUGCUUUCCUUUGUGGGGUCCGUAGUGAUUAGUCCUGUUUGCAUAAGAAAUGCAUCCAUUUAUGUGAAGGUUAGAAUUAGUGAAAACAUGCAUCUUACAUUGAUGUUACUUAUUGUUACCAUUGGGAAAUAUUCCAUUCUUUCUAUAUUUUUAAACAAGUGGUACUAGAAGAAAAGUUCUGUGUCUUGUAGAUUUUGAAUCAUUAUAUAGUAAAGCUCUGUUGAUCUACAUUUGGGCAUAAAUUUGUUGUUAUGUUUUCAUGUACAUUACUGUGCAUAUUUAUGGCUAUAUUUGUUUUAUAAUAUCAUUUUAACCUUUAGCCUGCUAGCGGCAAGUAAUUCUGCCUUUGCGGCCAGUGCAGACCAAGAUCAGUCUGCACGUCCAUGCAGGCUGAUCAUGGUCUGCACUGUUAGCUAUUCAGUCAAUAAUUUUUCAGUAAACUUCCCUUUGAAUAAUAAGCGGUACUGCUCAAACUGAAUGAUGAACCAGUCCAUCUUAGAAAUUUAGAAGGCUAAAGGUUAACACUUUUGUAAUAAGUAUAAAGCUAGUUAUUAAUUUAUAUAUUUUUGUAAAUAUUACAUAUUGAUGUUGAAAUCCCUGAACUUCAUAUUAUCAGUUUUUCUUAUAUGGAAAACAUGAAGUCUUUGAUUGAUUUUCCUAUUUGUGACAAACAUUCUCCACUAUUAAAACCACUGUUAUGUAAUUACCAAGUUUACCAGCUGUUUACAAAAUUUUAUACAUUUGUUUUAGCUUAUAGUUCUACAAAAAAACUUGCGCACUUACUAAUAUUGCGCAUUUGAAAAAUUAUACUAAAGAAAUAUAUUGGCAAAACUAAUUUGGCAGAACUUAUAUAAACUUAUGUUCAGAAUUUCUAAAUUGUUUACUGUCUACUUACACCUUGUCCUGUUUCUAGUCAUUUAUUUCACCUCUUAUUAUUACCCCUUGUCUCCUAACGACUGUGUGAAUGGAUUGGAACUUCACACAUUUAUUCACUGUGAUAAACUGACUCACAUUGCAUAGGUUACAUAACUAUUUUGCCUUUUAACUCAUCUGAUUUUUUGAAAAAAACAAAUGAUGAGUUAUUGUCAUCACUUGAUUUGUGUUGGCGUCGGUGUAGGCGUUGCCUGGUUAAAUUUUAUGUUUAGGUCAAUUUUUCUCCUGAACUAUCAAAGGUAUUGCUUUGAAACUUGCAACAGUUGUUCACCAUCAAUAGCUGACCCUGUACAGCAAGAAACAUAACUCCAUCCUGCUUUUUGCAAGAACUAUGGCCCUUUUUGGACUUAGAAAAUAUCAGAUUUCUUGGUUAAGUUUUAUGUUUAGGUCAAUUUUUCUCCUAAACUAUCAAAGCUGUUGCUUUGAAACUUGCAACAGUUGUUCACCAUCAUAAGCUGACCCUGUACAUUAAGAAACGUAACUCUGUCCUGCUUUUUGCAAGAAUUAUUGCCCCUUUUGGACUUAGAAAAUCAGAUUUCUUGGUUAAAUUUUAUGUUUAGGUCAGCUUUUCUCAUAAACUAUCAAAGCUAUUGCUUUAAAACUUGCAACACUUGUUCACCAUCAUAAGCUGACCCUGUACAACAAGAAACAUAACUCUGUCCUGCUUUUUGCAAGAAUUAUGGCCCCUUUUGGACUUAGAAAAUCAGAUUUCUUGGUUAAAUUUUAUGUUUAGGUCAAUUUUUCUCCUAAACUAUCAAAGGUAUUGCUUUGAAACUUGCAACAGUUGUUCACCAUCAAUAGCUGACCCUGUACAGCAAGAAACAUAACUCCAUCCUGCUUUUUGCAAGAACUAUGGCCCUUUUUGGACUUAGAAAAUAUCAGAUUUCUUGGUUAAGUUUUAUGUUUAGGUCAAUUUUUCUCCUAAACUAUCAAAGCUGUUGCUUUGAAACUUGCAACAGUUGUUCACCAUCAUAAGCUGACCCUGUACAUUAAGAAACGUAACUCUGUCCUGCUUUUUGCAAGAAUUAUUGCCCCUUUUGGACUUAGAAAAUCAGAUUUCUUGGUUAAAUUUUAUGUUUAGGUCAGCUUUUCUCAUAAACUAUCAAAGCUAUUGCUUUAAAACUUGCAACACUUGUUCACCAUCAUAAGCUGACCCUGUACAACAAGAAACAUAACUCUGUCCUGCUUUUUGCAAGAAUUAUGGCCCCUUUUGGACUUAGAAAAUAUCAGAUUUAUUGGUUAAGUUUUAUGUUUAGGUAAACUUUUCUCCUAAACUAUCAAAGCUAUUGCUUUGAAACUUGCAAUUGUUGUUCACCAUCAUAAGCUGACUCUGUACAUUAAGAAACAUAACUCCAUCUUGCUUUUUGCAAGAAUUAUGGCCCUUUUUGGACUUAGAAACUCAUGGGUAGGACAAUUUUUCUAUUAUACAAAAAAAUCAGAUGAGCGUCAGCACCCGCAAGGUGCUCUUGUUUACAAAAUAUAGCCCCUUUUUCGACUUAGAAAUUUUUAUUAAGUUUUUGUAUUAAAGUUGGUAUCUCAGUACCCACUAAUGGGUUGAAACUUCACACACUUGUUCACUGUGAUGAUUUGACAUGCUCUUCACAAGUUCCAUAACUCUACUUUGCAUUUUUACAAAAUUAUGCCCCUUUGUCAACUUAGCUGUUUUUAGUUAAGUUUUUGUAAGUAAGCUGGUAUCUCAGUACCUACUGAUGGGAAUGGAUUGUCCACUGUCAUGAGCUGAUAUGCAUUGUACAAGGUCUAUAACCCUGUUUUGCAUUUUUACAAAAUUAUGCCCCUUUUUCGAUUUUGAUGUUCAUUCAAGAGACCAGGCUGUUGAAUAGUCGAACGUUGCUGUCCUCUGACAGCUCUUGUUACUUCUCAUUGUUUACAUCUAACUCUCAUUGACCAUCUACAUGCAGCUAUUGUACUGUUUGUUUCCAUUAGUUUGCUCACUUUUGUUUUUAAAGACUGUAAAAAAUUCAUGAACAUUUCAUAUUCAGUGUGUGGUGUUCAGAAAAUAGUAUUUACCAGUACAUAUACUGUUUUGAAUUGUAAUAUAUUCUUAUUUAUAGAAUAAAUUUUUUACAAAACCA
This is a messenger RNA of Mercenaria mercenaria, 13690 nucleotides long. RefSeq names its product protein furry-like. The record is from RefSeq and is a predicted model, not a curated record. Gene Ontology annotation, biological process: cell morphogenesis; neuron projection development. Bases 170 to 8860 code for a protein of 2896 amino acids. The transcript is spliced from 65 exons. NCBI's taxonomy places the organism in Eukaryota, Metazoa, Mollusca, Bivalvia, Venerida, Veneridae. Gene Ontology annotation, cellular component: site of polarized growth; cell cortex.